Messenger RNA from Solenopsis invicta (red fire ant), 3896 nucleotides. It is a transcript of the gene Golgin104, whose product is annotated as coiled-coil domain-containing protein 186. Gene Ontology annotation, biological process: vesicle cytoskeletal trafficking. Bases 309 to 3818 code for a protein of 1169 amino acids. Gene Ontology annotation, molecular function: small GTPase binding. The record is from RefSeq and is a predicted model, not a curated record. Gene Ontology annotation, cellular component: trans-Golgi network. The transcript is spliced from 9 exons. Lineage: Eukaryota; Metazoa; Arthropoda; Insecta; Hymenoptera; Formicidae.
UUAACAUUCCACGCGCGACCUGGGCCGCGUCACUGGGAACUAGAGAUUGACACUUUGACAGACUACUAACAGUUGCAGCGUGAUCGAGUGUAGCCGACUUUUCAUACGCGUGGGUACACUUUUUUUUAAUUUUAUAGAGAAAAUCUCGAAUGCGUCUCACACGAUCUGCCCCGCAAUGUCAGGACUCGGCGUGCUUAUGCUCGUCGACAUAGGAAAGUGAGGUAAGGUGCAGUCCGAUCAGGUGAGAGAGAGAGAGAGAGAGAGAGAGAGAGAGAGAGAGUGAGAGAAAAAGAGCUUUGAUCAUCGGCAUGGGCGAGAAUUCGGAGCCCUUCGGGGACGAGACGGAUCUCGCCGUGGAGUAUGAUCGGGUUGACUCGCCCUCGAGACACGACCUUCGUCCUCUUGAAAGAGAAAUAACACAAGAUAGUAUUUCGCAAGUUAAAGAAGAUCAUCGUGAAAGCAACAUGUUUGAAAGUCAAAGGGACUCGGCAUUAUUAGGGAAGAAUAACCGAGAAGUGAAAUCAAAUUGUUCGAUAGACAAUAUAAACUCAUGCAUCACUUUUGAAGAGGAUAAAUUCAUCACUGACGUCAAACUUCAGACUUGCCAGUUGUCCAGCAGCGAGAGUCGCCUCUCGUAUGACGUUGAACCUAUUUGCCAUUCACUCUCUCAAUGUUCGAGUGCUUCUUUACCCAUGAUACCAAUUUCGGAUUUGUACUUAGUCAGAAAUAAAGCUAAUGUAUUUGAAAAUGAUGUACAUACCCAGGGCGAUAUAGCAACGACUUGCACCGAGGAAGAGACUCUAUUCAAUCGCUCAAGCGAGAUGAAAAAUUCUUCGUCAGAUUUGCAAUAUUCCAUAAACGAAAAGUUUAUUAAAGCACAUCAGAAUGAUUUAACAGAAGAUAAAGAUGAUAAAAAUUAUGUUAAAGAACAGAUUGCAGAAAAUAGUAUAUCCGAAACGAAACAAUUUUGCGAAGAAACAAUAGAUUCGUCAUUACGGACGAACGAUAAUAAAGCUAUGAUCGAGCGAAGUCAAGUUGAAGUGAAUGCAUGUAAGAACAUAUCGAAUUCUUUGACUUCAUCACUAAGUAUUAAUGCACGAGGUUCAAUAUCACGACCGACCCUGAUCGACGAUAGUAAACUUGUAAAAAUGUCUCUUCUGACGAACCCGAUGAAUAUAAUGCAAUCGAACGUUCAGCUUUUAAAUAAGAGCCGUAACUUUUUAAACUUUAUCACGGAAAAGUCGACAAACAUCAUGGAAAAGGCUCUAUUGCCACAGCACCUGGCAAUGAAAUAUAAUCACAUAUCGAAAUCUGUCGAGAGCGAUGCCGCGGGAUUUUGUACCGGAUCUUCCUUUACUGAUGUACUGACGUCUAGAUUAGAUACCGAUUCUUCAACAAUACGGAACGAUACGGUCAGUUGUACAGUUAUAAAACAAAAUCACGAAAACGAGGAUAGCUUGGAUAGUGUGAUAAACAAUGAGGAGAUAAAUUCGUCUGCGUGUAUGAAAGAAAAUAAGACGUACGAUAACUCUGGAGGACAGUUGUUACAUAAUAACGAUCUUAAAAGUAAAGUAGUAUCAGACGAGAGAAAGUAUCAUGUAUUUAAAAACAAUGACAUGAGAUUAGAUUGUGAUGUAAUCAAUGAGCGAGUAAGACGCGACGUAUCGUCGGUAGAAACGGACGAAAAUGACGAGUUGUAUGAUGACAUGUGUAAGGAAGACUCGCUUGGUAUUAAUACUUUAACAGAUUCAAAUAUUUUAAAAUGCGGCUCUGAACAUCCGUCAUAUCUCGCCCUAUUAGAGGAUUACACCACUUUAAAAUUUAGACACUUGAAGCUACUUGAGAGAAUGGAAUAUUUAAAGAAGUUAAAUCGAUCGAGUAAUAAUUCGUGUCAAGAGACCGAAACAAAUGCAGAUGCACUUAUUUCGCAAGUGGAGAAUUUGGAGAAGACUGUAAAUAAAUUAACGACCGAUCUGAACGCGUCGCUAGACGCGCAGGAGACUCUGAAGAAGGAACGCGCCGUGUUUAAUAGGGAGAAGGAAGAUAUGGUUAUGAAAUAUGUAACUAGCGAAAAACAGUUAAUUGAUACACAAAGAGCGAAGGAUUCUAUGGAACGUAAAGUUAAAGAACUCUUAAAAGAUCAGGAAUUACUGCAAAACAAAUUGCGACAAACGCAGGGUGAGCGCGCGAGAAUAUGCAAUAUCUUAGAUGGAAAAUGUCGCGAGGUAACCGAUCUUCAAAAAGAAAUGGAAAGUUUGAAGGAGAACGUUAAAUCAAAGGAGAUCAAACUAAAGUGGACACAGACGAAACUUAAAACCGAAAUGGAGUCGCAAAAGGAUACUCAACAAAAAUUAGACAAAGCUCUGAUGAAAAUAAACGAUAUGAAAGAGGAGUGUGAGCAGAUACGCCGUGAAACGCAGGAGUCGUUUCGUAAAUUUCAGCAAUCCGAAGAGAAUAAAGCUGUAACAUUGGACCAGCAGCUGAAAGAACAUCAGGCGCGUUUGAUUUUGGAGAGGCACGUUACGGAGGACAAGGAGACGCUGAGGCUUCAGUUGCAAAAGGAGCUAGAAACACUAAAGUCCAAGCAGCAAAAUUUAAUUGAAGAAAAUAAGAAGCUUAUUCUAAAGGUACAAGAGUCUGAGAAAAUUCGAUUAAAUCAUGAAAAUGAUUUGAGUGAUUUGAGAAUCAUCGCAGAUCAACGUCAGCAACAAAUCGCCGAGUUAUUAGACAAAGUCUCUCAGUUUGAAACAUUAAAAUUACAAUUGCAACAUAAAGAAGAGCGUGUAGUAUCGACUGAAGCAAAAUUGCAGCAAUUGCAAUCGAUUAAUGAGGAACUACAAUCUGACAUGCAGGCGUGUCGCCAGAAGGAGGCGGAUAUGUUAGACUUUACACAAAAGCUGACGGACAAAAAUGUGCGUCUUCAGUCGGAGUUUAUCGCGAUUCAAACGAAAACAAGUCAUCUUGAAUCCGAGCAAGGACCGCUACGUGACUGCAUUAACCAAUUAACUAGUAGAGUGAAAACUUUGGAGGAAGAGUUAAUGCAAGAACGAAAAAAACGGAGAGAAGAAUGCGAAAUUUUAGCUAAACAUGUCGCAGAGCAGACUCAACUCGCGCAGAAUUUGGCUCAGAAGCUGGAAGACAGUCAGGGUGAGAAUGCAGUAUUAAAGAGGAAAGACCAAACUUUUAUAAAGGAAAUGACACGGGAAUUGCAACAGUGUCGUAAAAAAUUGGAAAUGUACGAAUCUACAUCUCCUAGUAAUUCAUUGGAUAUUGCAUCCAGGACUGGAUCUAACACUUCCCUAGCAGGUGAUACACCGAACGAUGCCUUAUCAGAUAACAACGCUAAUAAUGAUCAAAUCAAUUGUAUAGAACUUAAUAAGCAAGUACUAAUGGAUCGCAUCAUCAAACUGCAAGAUAUAAAUGUAAAAAGGGCUGAAAAGUUGGAUUUUUUAAAAGAACACACACAGACAUUAGUCGAAGACAUACAGAAAAAAGAAAAAAUAAUACAAUAUUAUAUUUUACAUCAAAACUUUGGGGCUUUAACGUGUAAUGAAAGAGACAGAUACAAGCAUAUCAAAAGCAGAAGGGAUAGAGCAGAAUUAGGACGACGCGGAGGUAUAAUGGCAUCUGUUUAUAAUCACAGAGUUUCAGAUGAAAAUAUGACAUUAGAACUUUCUUUAGAAAUAAACCAAAAGUUACAAGCGGUUCUCGAAGACGCAUUAUUAAAAAACAUUAUUUUAAAGGACAAUAUUGAUACGUUAGGUAAAGAGAUAGCAAACUUAACAAUGCAGUAUCAGCAAAAACAAAUUAAUAAUUAAUUAUUACAUGUACAACUAUUUAUUCAUACAUACAUAUAUAUAUAUAUAUAUAUAUAUAUAUAUAUAUGUAUGUAUAUG